AUUAUAAAAGCUUCUUUUAUUUAAAUAUGGAUGAUUAACAAUAAUUGAUUUGAAUAUCUAAUCAAUUUUGAUGCUUUUGCAGUGAACACACAUUAAUCAUGGCAACUUCUCAUUUUUCAACUCAACCUAAUUCCCUGAGGGUUCCAAAUCUCAUUGGGGGCAAGUUUGUUGAGUCAAAAUCAUUGGCUUUCAUAGAUGUUAUAAACCCUGCAACGCAAGACGUUGUUUCGCAAGUUCCAUUGACUACAAAUGAAGAGUUUAAAGCUGCAGUGGCUGCAGCAAAGAAGGCAUUUCCUUCAUGGCGUAACACUCCGAUCACGAAGCGUCAACGUGUUAUGUUGAAGUUCCAGGAGCUUAUACGCAGAGAUAUGGAUAAACUUGCCAUCAGUGUGACUACCGAACAAGGAAAGACUUUAAAGGACGCACAAGGAGAUGUAUUCCGUGGAUUAGAGGUGGUGGAACAUGCUUGUGGGAUGGCUACACUACAGAUGGGAGAGUAUGUUUCCAAUGUGGCAAAUGGAAUUGAUACUUUCAGUGUUAAAGAACCAAUUGGUGUUUGUGCCGGUAUCUGUCCUUUUAACUUUCCUGCGAUGAUUCCCCUCUGGAUGUUCCCAGUGGCGGUUACCUGUGGCAAUACCUUCAUUCUGAAACCAUCAGAGAAAGAUCCAGGUGCUUCUAUGCUUCUUGCACAAUUAGCAAUGGAGGCUGGUUUGCCUGAGGGUGUCUUAAAUAUAGUUCAUGGAGCCCAUGAUACUGUGAAUGCUAUCUGUGAUCAUGAUGACAUCAAAGCUAUAUCUUUCGUUGGUUCAAAUGUUGCUGGAAUGCACAUAUAUGCAAGAGCAGCAGCUAAAGGGAAGCGUGUUCAGUCUAAUAUGGGGGCCAAAAAUCAUGCCAUUGUCAUGCCAGAUGCAAGUGUUGAUGCCACCAUAAAUGCUUUAAUUGCUGCGGGUUUUGGUGCUGCUGGACAAAGGUGCAUGGCUUUAAGCACGGUUGUUUUUGUCGGUGGCUCAAAACCAUGGGAAAGUAUACUCGUAGAGCGUGCCAAAGCUCUUAAAGUAAAUGCUGGAACUGAACCUGAUGCAGACCUUGGUCCAGUCAUUAGCAUACAGGCAAAGGAGCGAAUACACAAAUUAAUUCAAUCUGGAUUUGAAAGUGGGGCCAGACUAUUGCUUGAUGGAAGAAGUAUAGUGGUUCCCGGAUAUGAAUCCGGCAAUUUUAUUGGCCCAACCAUCUUAGCCGAUGUCACUUCCGACAUGGAGUGCUACAAGGAGGAGAUUUUUGGCCCUGUUCUUCUUCUCACGGAGGCUGAUAGCUUGGAUGAGGCCAUAAAGUUUGUUAAUGAAAACAAGUAUGGAAAUGGUGCUACUAUAUUCACUAGAUCCGGUGUAGCUGCUAGGAAAUUUCAGACCGAAAUCGAGGCAGGCCAAGUGGGCAUCAAUGUUCCUAUUCCUGUUCCUUUGCCAUUUUUCUCCUUUACCGGAAACAAAGCAUCAUUUGCAGGCGAUCUCAAUUUCUAUGGCAAGGCAGGGGUUAACUUUUAUACACAAAUCAAAACAAUAACUCAGAACUGGAAGGAAUCGGUUAACGAGGACAAGAUUAACAUGGCAAUGCCAACUUCUCAAAAAUCUUAAGAGUGACUAAAUGUAUGUUGGUUAUGAAAUCCUUGUACUCUUAUACGUUAUGUCACAAUUAAUUAUCUUAUACAUUCUCAACUUCUGGUUUCUGUUAAAUUAUUGUGUUAAUAAUAAAUACACUUUGUUAUGAA
Vicia villosa (hairy vetch) is the source of this 1765-nucleotide messenger RNA. RefSeq names its product methylmalonate-semialdehyde dehydrogenase [acylating], mitochondrial-like. The coding region runs from base 99 to 1631 and encodes 510 amino acids. Gene Ontology annotation, cellular component: mitochondrion. NCBI's taxonomy places the organism in Eukaryota, Viridiplantae, Streptophyta, Magnoliopsida, Fabales, Fabaceae. Gene Ontology annotation, molecular function: methylmalonate-semialdehyde dehydrogenase (acylating, NAD+) activity; malonate-semialdehyde dehydrogenase (acetylating, [NAD(P)+]) activity. Gene Ontology annotation, biological process: L-valine catabolic process; thymine catabolic process. The record is from RefSeq and is a predicted model, not a curated record. The transcript is spliced from 16 exons.